ACCCGCAUGAGCGCCCGCCGGAGCGCAUCCGAAAUAUUUACAAAAGAUACCAGAAAAUGAAAAGCGACGACCUCGAAAAGGACACUGCAAUCCUGGACCUAGAACGGCUGCGUGCAGGUGGUGUAGACCCUGGAGGCAAAUUGCGCCUCGUCGACGAGUGGCACCAUCAGCACUUGACCGCUACUUUUCGCCGGUUUGGCGGUGACCACCCAGCUGCAGCAUAUCCCACGCAAACCUCACGGAUACCUGUCUACGAACAUGACGACAUGCCUGGUCUCCUCAUCGUACCCUCCCUUCUGCCCCCCGAGACCCAGCUCGCACUACUCUCCCGUCUCCUGCAUCGAGAUCUCGCGCAGCCCUCUCAUCUCACCAACAUUCACACUCACUACCAUCUCUCCUAUCCGCCGUCCGCAUCAUCCUUCUUCACACUGCCGCCAACAUCCCCCGCUCCCGUCGCCCAUCCCAAAGAUCCCACUCUCCAUCGUCCACUGAACAUAUCUCAGCUUCUAAACAAGAAACUGCGGUGGACAACCCUUGGUGGGCAGUAUGACUGGACGGCGAAACGAUAUCCGGACGCUACACCACCUUCAUUUCCUUCCGAUGUGAAGGACCUGUUGGAAGCCAUGUUUACCAAUACCAAAGCAGAAGCUGCGAUAGUUAACCUGUAUUCACCCGGCGAUACCCUCAGCGUGCAUCGCGACGUUGCCGAAAGUAGUGACACAGGUUUGAUUAGCGUCAGUCUUGGAUGCGAUGCCAUAUUUGUAGUUGGCACGUCUUCCGAGUCUCCAGCGACGACAAACGAGACCGGCGAUGCUAGUUCCACAAUUCCAACCGGGGAGCGUGUGCUCGCAAUUCGACUACGAUCUGGUAGUGCUGUGUACAUGAGUGGCGCGUCCCGCUUCGCAUGGCAUGGCGUUCCGCAGAUUGUGCCAAACACUUGUCCCGCAUAUCUCGAGAGCUGGCCGGCUGGACAAGGAAAAGACGACACCAAAUUCGAGGCGUGGAGAGGGUGGAUGGCAAGGAAGAGGAUCAACGUGAAUGUUCGCCAAAUGUGGGAUUGAGGUCAGGGUCCCCGAGGUCGCACUGUGCACGACAAAACAUUGUCUAUCGGACCGACCAGCCCGUCGUCGACUUUCGAGGUUCGAUCCGGGUAUUUUGCAUCAGUCCACCUAUACGUCAGAUCCUUCCAGUGGCCUGAUGUUCACCGGCAGGGCUGAGUACUGUACAAAACUUAGCCCACUUUGCAGAGAUUGUAGGGCAACCUUCGAAA
Molecule: messenger RNA, 1270 nt
Organism: Paraphaeosphaeria sporulosa
Lineage: Eukaryota; Fungi; Ascomycota; Dothideomycetes; Pleosporales; Didymosphaeriaceae
Exons: 2
Coding region: 57-1061 (334 amino acids)
Cellular component (GO): nucleus; cytoplasm
Source: RefSeq, a predicted model, not a curated record